CUCCAUACAUCAAGUUUGUUAUUGGUGUGUUUUCUCAUCAAAUUCACAACAACUAUUCCAGUGCAAUGACCAAGUUUAUACAUUACUUAACAAAUAAGUGCAAGAUGAGAAGACCGACAUAUUUAUCUGUUUAAGAAAAAUUUACAAAGGAAACAAUGAAUUUAAUUAUGAGUUUAUGGAAUAAAACCCACUAAUAGUAGGAAGAGUAGAUAAAACUUCUCCAAUGUGAAGGUUGUACAAUAUAGCAUGACUCACCCUAAAGGACCCCACAAGGGUGAGAAUCUUCCAUUUUGGUGUAUGUUUUCAGAAUUAACUCUUCCCACCUUUUUUUUUCUUCAUUUAGUAUUCACAAUUUUACAUAUAUAACCCCUCCAACGGUCUCCUACACUCCAUCAUAAUUCAUAGUGCUAAUUAAUUUGUCUCAUUUCCCCAACAACUACUUUUGUUUCAAAAUUCAAAACAAUAAUAGUGUGUGUAUGUGGUAGAGAGAGAAUUUAUAUACAUUUUUAGUUUUAAAUUCAAAAUUUUCAUUAGUAAACAUUGCAACGUGAGACACACAACACACAAACCUCUCUUCAUUAGUAAAAAAUUAAUUUCUAUUUACACAACCAUGCCACCAAAGAAAGGGAAAGCAAGGAUGAAGAAAAGGAAGAACUUGGGUGAGUCAACAACCAAAGUUAACAACCAGUCAGAGUCUAGGGAUUGCCCUGUCUCUACUAGAAGGCGAUUAAAUUUGGAUUCCACAAUGAUUUCUGAUCUCCGUUGCACUUUGAGAUCUUCUGGUCGCCGAUGCUCUUUGAGAUCCUCUAAAAUGCCUGUUGAAACCGGAACAACAUCUUUGUCAAGAUGUUCACGCCCUCAUAUAUCAAGAGGACAUUCUGCUGCCCCUGAUGACAUUCAACAGCUUGAUAUUCCAGCUCAAACUAUCAAAACUGCAUAUCAAGUUCCAGAAGAAAGUUCUCAUCAAAUAGCUGAUCCUCCCACAUUGGAACCAGAGCUGGGACAUAAAGAGGCUGAAAAUGUUGAAUACUCGACAGUAGGUGGACGAGAAAUGAUGGAUGAAGAAGAUAAGGCUGAAAAUUCACCGUCCAACCAUUCAAGCCUAAUGGUUAGAAAAAAUACAUUUGAAGAAGAAAGGAUCCCUAUGGUUGAGGAUGUAACAAAUGAGAAUCAUAUGAAGUGUAUUUCAAGGACUGGAUGUUCAUCCCCAUCCUUUAGCCUCAAACUAACUCAACUGGUUUCCAUGGCGGGAGCGGAAGAUGAUGAGGUUGAUUCUGAAAUGCAAAGCCAGCCUGAGGACAUGGUUAAUAUAUAUCAAGUGAAGCCAGAAUUUAUGUCGAUAUUAAGAAAAAUUAUCGGCAAACAUGGAGAUAUUACCAAGAAUUGUGUGACAAAGUCGGUGAAAUUUCGUUCAGCUUUCUUGGAUACGAUCUGUGAAAUAAUAUCAGAUUUGGACAAAAAGGAUAUUGCUAACAUCAAAGGAAAUGACCUGAAAAUUAAGAUCGGUGACGUUAAUGACAUAAAAAAUCUGAAAGUGGAAGUUGAGUGGCUUCACACCAGGCUAACUGAGAUACUUGAGGCAAGGCAGAUUCUUAAGAAGAGUGGCACAUUGAAGGAAAAAAAAGACAGCAUUAGGAAGUUCAUUGAAAUAGCUGAGGGUGAAUUGAAAGAGUGUGAAGUAGAGAAGAAGAAAGUGUCUGAGAAGUUGAAGGAAUUGUCAGAGAAGUUGAAAGCAAUAUGUGAUAAAGAGGCUGAUUGGAAAGAGAGAUUGACUAGAAUGCAGGAUGAGUCUACCAAAACAUCUCAAAGAGUAAAAGAUGUCAAAUCUAAAGUCAGACGAUUUGUUGAUUGCUCACUAAUUGAUGGUUUGCUUUAGUAUGUUGUAAUUUCUUCUCCUCUUUUCUGUUUUUCCUUUCAUGGUACUGGUUUAAGACUGUUAUUUCCCAACUCAUGCAUGCGUGACUUGAACAAUUACUCGUGGAAUUUGGUGGCAAAGUGUAAGAUUAUGGCGAAGUAUUUAUGCAUGGUGAUUUGAAUUUCCA
Molecule: messenger RNA, 2042 nt
Organism: Medicago truncatula (barrel medic)
Lineage: Eukaryota; Viridiplantae; Streptophyta; Magnoliopsida; Fabales; Fabaceae
Exons: 3
Coding region: 611-1876 (421 amino acids)
Source: RefSeq, a predicted model, not a curated record